Eufriesea mexicana is the source of this 1866-nucleotide messenger RNA. RefSeq lists its product as uncharacterized. The record is from RefSeq and is a predicted model, not a curated record. Gene Ontology annotation, cellular component: mitochondrion. Gene Ontology annotation, biological process: protein phosphorylation. Gene Ontology annotation, molecular function: ATP binding; protein kinase activity. Lineage: Eukaryota; Metazoa; Arthropoda; Insecta; Hymenoptera; Apidae.
AGUCGAUGGGUGGUCAUCAUGGCAGAGCCGCUAUUUGAACAUAAUUAAUGAUUAACAAUGAUUUUUUAUUCAAAUUUUUCGAGGGUAUUUCGUUUGAAUAAAUUUCUUCAAAGUCAAAGAGAGAAAUGGCGAAGAAAAGGAUACAUAGUUCCGAUACAAUAUCAACGAUCGAUAACAAGAAGCAUUAACCAUUUUGAGAGUUCAAAAGGAACAGUUAAGGCUAUUUUUAUUCUGUCUUACAAGCCUCAGUAUCGAAGGCAAAUUUAUGAACACAAUUUAUUGGUAAAGGACACGGAAUGCGGAAGUUUCUUUAAUAUCAUUUUAAUUGUGGCAAGAAUUUUCAUAAUAAGUUCUGUCCUUACUGGAUUGGCUGUUGUAUAUUUUAUUACACGUUUUACGCAGAGACACAUGUUUCCGAUAAUCCUUCGGAAAAGUAUCGAAUUUCUCGGGCCAAUUUUUAUAAAAUUUGGCCAGUGGGCAUCUACACGAAAAGAUUUAUUUCCUAAAGAUGUUUGUCAUACGCUAUCGCAAUUACAACAAAGCACUUCAGCACAUUCUUGGAUUUAUACAAAGCAAUUGCUCAAAGCUGUAUACGGUUCGAAUUGGAGAAAUAUAUUUGUAAAAUUUGAACACGAGAUACCCAUUGGAUCAGGAUGUUGUGCUCAAGUGUACAAGGCAUGGGUGGAUCUGAAUGCCCCAGUGGACAUAACAAGAAUACCUCGGAUAUCUGCAUUUAUUCAAAUUAUGGAAUAUUUAAGAUUCGGGUCGUUGAUCGCUCUCAUUGAGAGAACAUUGAACGACAAAAUUGAUGAAGUUCCAAACAAUAAUGCGUAUAUUACACGAAAAUUGCAACCAGUAGCUGUAAAAAUUCUACAUCCUGGAAUUAAAGGGCAACUAAGAAGAGAUCUUUCUAUAAUGAGAGGAAUUUGUAAAUACGCGACAUACGUCAUGCCCAAAUUGCAAUGGCUCAGUCUUACCGACUGCAUCGAUGAAUUUUCCCAAAUAAUGGAAAAUCAAGUUGAUAUGAACUUGGAAGCAGCGAAUUUAAUUCAAUUCGCAAACAAUUUCUCCACGAGGAAGGAUGUUGUAUUUCCGCGGCCUUACACGAAUUUUACUCAACGCGAAGUACUCGUGGAAAGUUUUCAUGAAGGUUCUUCUAUUUCCGUUUAUCUCAAUGGUCACCAUACCAAGUUGCAAGAAAAACUGGCAAAGAUAGGGAUUAAAACAAUCUUAAAGAUGGUUGGCAAUAACGCAGCCUGUUUACAUUAUCGGUACGAUGUUGAUGUAUCUUUUAAUUACAAUUAAUUAUCGGGAAAAUGACAGGUAUUUAAUGACAACUUCAUUCACUGUGACAUGCAUCCGGGCAAUAUCUUGGUACAAACAAAUUACGAACCAACUGGAAGAAUUAGCGCCUGGUUUUGGAAACUUAUCAAUCAUGAUUACUUACCGGUUUAUCCACGCUUAGUCAUACUCGAUUGUGGCUUAGUAGUGUCUCUGAACGAUCGUUGCCGACAAAAUCUUGUGGAUGUUUUUCGUUCAGUGCUUAUGGGAAAUGGUGAAUUGGCGGCGGAAUAUAUCCUGGAACAUAGUUCGUGCGUAUCCCCUGACCCAGAUGGUUUCAAGAGAACAAUGAAAGACAUCGUAAACUCGCAUCUUCAAAGCAGAACUAAUGUGAACGUAAGCACCGUUGUGACUGAAUUGUUUUCCGCGAUGGUUCAGCAUCGUGUGAAGCAAGACGGAACCUUCAGCAGCGUGAUUCUCAGUAUGGUAGUGAUCGAAGGCCUCGGUCGCAGUCUGGAUCCGAAUAUCGAUAUCUUCACAGAAGUUAUACCGUUUGUUUUUACAACGACAAUGUACAAUGAUUAA